UGACUUUUUCACUUAGCAAUUAACACUAGCCUUUUUAUAUUUCACAGACGAAAAAGACAGCACUGAACUGAGCACUGACAAUCCUUCUGCAGGCAGUUUUCCAUGUCGACACUGUGAUUCAACUUUCAAUCAACCAAAUAACCUAAGAAAGCACUUCAGAGAGGUUCACAAUGUAAACACCAUGCCCAUGAUGUGCAUCGACCCCCAAAAUGGAAUAUAUGUCACCCCUAAAUACCAAUCUGGCCCUCUAUUUCCCAUCCAUGUGAGAAAAUCCACAACCGCACCUGUCAUUGAUUGCGAACUUGAAAACUGCCAGCAACUUAUGAAGAUUGGAAGAGCAUCAGGAAACCCAGCCAAAGAGUGUAUCCAUCUUGAGAGGACGAAACAUGCAGACCCAUAUUCACGACCUGCAAGCCUAACACUUCAUUCUUUAAAGGAAAUGCAUGACAAAGGUCUCAUUUCAAAAGAGUGGACUGAAAUGUGUGAGGAGUUACAUGGCACUGCAGCUGAACAUGGAGUUGAUCCUGUUUACCCUAUCAUUUAUGGGGACAUGGGCUACUCAAAGAGAUGGGUGUUCUUUUCUGUGUACACUGACAAAAUAGACAACUGGUGCAAAUUUGGGCGCACAAGAGUCAGCUUUGAUUCAGGGUCUGGAAGGUGGAACUGCCAAUGUGGAGGGACUGGGCGAUCCCAUCGCUGUAUUCACCGUAAGCUGGCAAUGUGGUGGAUUUUCCAAGAGUCAACACAUCUUCUCUUACCAAACUCGGAAGAUCUGACAGAUGGAGUAGAUGACUUGGAAACAGAAAUCCACAUGUCUGAGGCUGAAAUGUCUUCCUAUGCUGAAAGCCAAAUAAAGGUUUCUGAAAUGACAGAGUAUUUGUUUUCAAGCAAGACAAUUCCACCACCACAUGACCUUUCAGUGGAUCUGAGAAGUAGGGAGAAGGAUGCCCCCACCUGCUUCAUCCCAGAGGAAAAAACAUGCCCCUAUUGUCCAGGGCCCACUCCACCAGAUCUUUUGCAACAUGAGAUAAUAACCAACCAGGCCACUGUGUAUGGUUACACCUAUAUUAAAAAAGGCAAGUGCUUUAGCUUGGUAAAAGGUGUCUAUUCUGUGGCUCUAACACCCAUUGGUUACACACUGUGAAUAUCAAGUCGUUCAAUGUGUCCUCUUCAUUUUUUUGUUAAUUUGAUGAUAAUACAUCUACAGGUAUCUCUGUUGCCAUCAAGCAGUGCCCUGUCUGCCAAAACCAUGUACGAUUCCAGGAAUACAAGUCUGGGUUCCACAACUUCAACGACCGUGUGUUCCUGACUCUGCCAUUAUGUGAACUUCUUCUUUCCGCACUGGCCGUAGGUGUUAUUAUUCAUUUUAAACAUCUUAAUUCAACUUAAUGUUCGUUUUCUACAGUUUAAUGCAAAUACUGCU
Gadus macrocephalus (Pacific cod) is the source of this 1423-nucleotide messenger RNA. RefSeq lists its product as uncharacterized. Bases 182 to 1144 code for a protein of 320 amino acids. The transcript has a single exon. The record is from RefSeq and is a predicted model, not a curated record. NCBI's taxonomy places the organism in Eukaryota, Metazoa, Chordata, Actinopteri, Gadiformes, Gadidae.